AUGCGAUCCGAGGCCAUCUCCGCCAUCCUCCUGCCCCUUCUCCUCUCCCUUCCCGCCGCAGCAGCCGCCGCCAAACCGCCCAAGAACGCCAUCCUCCUCUCCCAUGUCAAGACGCUGACGCUCCGCGGCGACGGCGCCCAGACGACGCACCGCCGCCUCCCCGCCGUGCCCCAGCUCAAGUGCCUCUCGGCCCCGAAGCUCUGCGCCCUGCACCCGAUCGACGUCCUGCGCUGCACGAACCAGGGGUCCGGCUACGACACGGAGGACAUCCAGUGGUCCUGCGCCGCCAGCCUGCCCGUCGACCUCAAGCUCGGCAGCACCGACGUCCUGUGCGAGGGCUACAGCUCAGCCGACGACCCCUACGUCCUCAAGGGGAGCUGCGGCGUCGAGUACCGCGUCGUCCUGACCGACGAGGGCGAGAGGCGCCACCCUGACCUCGCGGGCGGGAACGGCGGAUGGGGCGGCGGAGCGGGGGGGCGUCGGCGCUGCCGGGGUUUCUGUUCAUGGUGCUCUUCGUUGGCGGUCUUUGCCUGGAUCGUCUACUCGCGAGGACUGGCUUUGGCGGCGGAGGCUACGGCACCAACGACGGUUACGGUUGGGGCGCUGGCCCCUCGAGGACUUCUUCAGGGUCCAGCUCAUCGGCGAGACAUGAGAGCACUGGCUUCGGGUCCACAAAUAGGAGAUAAAGCUGCUUGCUUCCCACGUCGUGAAGACUGGUCAACUGGCAUAACCAUCCUAGAUAGCUUUCGCAUAUGGCAACACUGGUUGGUAUUGCUCGAUUCUACGUCUAGUCGGAACAAUGUUCCUACAACGAUGCGCGUCUUGCUAACAGCGACGCUGCCACAAUGCAUCCGCUCUCUCGCCGGACCUAUGCGUAGGCCGCCUCGAGAGCACAUCCGCGGAUACAUAUGA
Molecule: messenger RNA, 912 nt
Organism: Verticillium alfalfae VaMs.102
Lineage: Eukaryota; Fungi; Ascomycota; Sordariomycetes; Glomerellales; Plectosphaerellaceae
Product: transmembrane protein
Exons: 2
Coding region: 1-912 (303 amino acids)
Biological process (GO): regulation of store-operated calcium entry
Cellular component (GO): endoplasmic reticulum membrane
Source: RefSeq, a predicted model, not a curated record